Messenger RNA from Platichthys flesus (European flounder), 2572 nucleotides. It is a transcript of the gene lyn, whose product is annotated as LYN proto-oncogene, Src family tyrosine kinase. Gene Ontology annotation, molecular function: signaling receptor binding; non-membrane spanning protein tyrosine kinase activity; ATP binding. Bases 156 to 1685 code for a protein of 509 amino acids. The record is from RefSeq and is a predicted model, not a curated record. Gene Ontology annotation, cellular component: extrinsic component of cytoplasmic side of plasma membrane. The transcript has 13 exons. Gene Ontology annotation, biological process: innate immune response; cell surface receptor protein tyrosine kinase signaling pathway; cell differentiation. Lineage: Eukaryota; Metazoa; Chordata; Actinopteri; Pleuronectiformes; Pleuronectidae.
CACUCCAUGUACAGCGGCUGACCCACUUGUCAAGCCAGACACCGCCAGUCUGUACUUUAGGAAACUCACACAAAGGAAAUCUAAGAACUACAAGACUAAACAUUGCAGUAACUGUUUCCUUGACCAAGGAGGGGGACACACGGGUAAAGCGCAGGAUGGGCUGCAUGCAAUCCACCGAAGCUCUGAACGACAUUGUGCCAGGGAAGAACAGACAGUCGACUGAACACACCGAUCAAACGCACUAUGUCAGAGACCCCACCUCCAACACAAAACCACAAAAGAGUGACUCCCUGCUACCGGGUCAGGUGUUCCAAAAGUUGGAAGAGCAAACCACGGUUGGGAAAAUAGUGGUCGGCCUUUACCCUUACAAAGCCGUGCACCCAGAUGACCUAGCGUUCAAGAAAGGCGAGAAGAUGAUAGUCUUAGAGGAAUGUGGUGAGUGGUGGAAAGCAAAGUCACUGAUAACCAGCAAAAAGGGAUUCAUCCCGUCCAAUUACAUCGCUAAAGCCGACACCAUGGAAGCGGAAGAGUGGUUUUUCAAGGACAUGGCAAGAAAGGAUGCGGAGAGGCAGUUGCUGGCUCCGGCAAACAAACCUGGCUCUUAUCUUAUCAGGGAGAGCGAAACACCAAAGGGGAGUUAUUCAUUGUCCAUCAGAGACGUCGACCUUCAGAGGGCAGACUCAGUCAAACACUAUAAGAUAAGAACAAUGGAUAAUGGCGGCUACUACAUCUCUCCGAAAAUCACAUUCCUUGACAUCGGCAGCUUGAUCAAACACUACCACAACAAACCGGAUGGCCUGUGUCGUAAACUAGAACGCCCAUGUGUAAAACCCAAAGCCCAGAAACCAUGGGAUAAAGACGCCUGGGAGAUUUCCAAAGAUUCAAUUAAGAUGUUGAAGAAACUGGGAGCAGGGCAGUUUGGGGAAGUCUGGAUGGCUUACUACAACAACUCAACCAAAGUGGCGGUGAAGACUCUGAAGACCGGCACGAUGACGGCUGAAGCCUUCAUGGACGAAGCCAACGUCAUGAAGACGCUGCAGCACGACAGGCUGGUGCGUCUCUACGCUGUCGUCACCAAGACACCACCCAUCUACAUCAUCACCGAAUAUAUGGAAAAUGGCAGCCUACUAGACUUCUUAAAGAGCAAUGAAGGGUGCCAACUGCAACUGCCCAAACUCAUCGACUUCUCAGCACAGAUAGCAGAGGGCAUGGCAUACAUAGAGAAGAAGAAUUACAUCCACAGGGACCUGAGAGCAGCGAAUGUCCUGGUCUCAGAAAGUCUGCUCUGUAAAAUCGCUGACUUUGGACUGGCCAGAAUCAUAGAGGAUGACGAGUACACUGCCCGAGAGGGAGCUAAAUUCCCCAUUAAAUGGACGGCACCAGAGGCCUUCAACUACGGCUCUUUCACCAUCAAGUCAGACAUGUGGUCCUUCGGAGUUUUGCUCUACGAGAUCGUCACCUACGGAAAGAUUCCUUACCCAGGUAUGACUAAAGGGGAGGUGAUGUCCUCAGUGCAGCGGGGCUACAGGAUGGCACAGCCUGACAACUGUACUGCUGAGCUCUACGAAGUCAUGAUGUGCUGCUGGAAGAAGCUGCCUGAAGACAGACCCACCUUCGAUUACCUGCAGAGCGUCCUGGGAGACUUCUACACUGCCACAGAGGGACAGUACCAACAACAACUAUAAAGAGAGAGAGAGAGAGAGAGAGAGAGAGAGAGAGAGAGAGAGAGAGAGAGAGAGAGAGAGAGAAAGAGAGAGAGAGAGAGAGACGGACACUUCCAUAAAGACUUUUACAAAUAACUUCUCUCUACUUCUACAACUUCAAAUAUGUGUUUUUAUUCAUAGAUGUUUUUUAUACAUAAAUAACACAUUCUACCCUUUUUUGUUCCAGUAUAUAUGUACACUGACCAUUUACCUUCUCUGUGUAGAAAUAAAAAUGUUCCAAUGCUGUUGACUAUCACCCCGAACAACACAUUGAGGAUAAUAUUGAACAAACUUGAUUUAAAAAACAGCAAUUCAUUAUGUAAAAUAUACCCUUGUGCUCAGGCAUGUAAAUAUUUUGGCCGAACAGGCUUUUAGCUCUCCAUUUAUUUUCUAAUAUGUGUUUGUGUACAGAGGAUCUGAACAAACUGCUGACUUCAUGCAAAGAGUUUGCAAACAUACAAGAGAUGGAAGCUGCUCAAACACUGGGACACUCCUCUCGUGUAGAUGUUAACAACAAAUAUUGUUAAUGCUGUUUGUAUUCUGCUGCUUGCUGUUUCACUUCAUAUUGAAGCGCUGUAGCCUUUGCUUAUUUUGUUUGUUUCAGGAGAUAAAUGUAAAAUCUCUUGUUUUAUCAUUUCAUCUCUAUCAUUUCAAACAUGGUCUUUAUAUUAUGUGAUCUUUUUUACGUAAGUGGGUUUGACACAGGCAUGCUCUAGAUGUUCUCUUGGUGACUAAAAGAAAAAGUUACUUCAGUUUAAAUGUAGCACAUGAUUGAGCUGUUGGUUUGUCACGUAAAGAUAAUUUGAGCUGUAUACUUGUAGCUAUGUGAAUGAGAAUGUGUAAAGACUAAAGAACUAUGCAAUAAUUGA